This is a messenger RNA of Rasamsonia emersonii CBS 393.64, 1872 nucleotides long. RefSeq names its product Catabolite repressor protein (CreC). Gene Ontology annotation, cellular component: nucleus; cell division site; cell tip. Gene Ontology annotation, biological process: carbon catabolite repression of transcription. Lineage: Eukaryota; Fungi; Ascomycota; Eurotiomycetes; Eurotiales; Trichocomaceae. Gene Ontology annotation, molecular function: protein binding. The record is from RefSeq and is a predicted model, not a curated record. The coding region runs from base 1 to 1872 and encodes 623 amino acids. The transcript is spliced from 7 exons.
AUGUUCGUCCUACCUCCUCCACCGCCUCGCUAUUCGGUUCCUGUCGCCUACGCGGCAGGCGCUUCAAAUGGGAUGGCGGUGCCGAUCAUUGAAACCAACAACGUUAUCAGUCACCCCGAAGGUGGCUGUCCGCUUCAGGUCGGAGAAGGAACGUAUGAGCUCGUGGACGAUUUACAUCUAGCGACCCCUCCUCCCCAUCCGUCCGAAGCCCCGGUCACGAAUCCCAACCCUCUCGCAACAGUCCCGACCCCUCCGACUUCCGGAGUGAAGCUCUCCCUAGUCGUGACCGGCCAGCGCAAGAAUACGCCCAAUUUCUACAACAUCAAGUCCCUGUCAUCGGACCUCAAAAUCAUAAAGGAGAGCGAGCGAGAAGGCAGACGGUCAGACAGCGGGAGCGACUCCGCCCCCCGGAGCAAUGCAUCUGCGCCUGCAUUCGGGGAGGGCAAUCCGGCGCUGGCGGUCUCUUCGGCGAAGGAUGGGUUGAAACGACGGAAACCGAAGAACAACAUCGUCAAGAGCAGCUCCUCUUUUGUGUCCAGGGUCAUCACGCACGAAUCGACCGCCAAGCGCCUGGCGGAGAGAAACCCCGAUGGUCUCUUCGCUUUCGCGAACAUCAACCGCGCGUUUCAGUGGCUCGACCUCAGUGCUAAGAACAAGGAGGAACCGUUGACGAAGAUCCUAUUUACGAAGGCGCACAUGUUAUGCCACGACGUCAACGAAUUGACCAAGUCGGCGACUCACAUCGAUGUCAUCAUGGGAUCGUCCGCGGGCGACAUAAUCUGGUACGAACCCAUGUCGCAGAAAUACGCCCGCAUCAACAAGAACGGAGUUGUCAACAACAGCCCCGUGACGCAUAUCAAAUGGAUACCGGGCUCCGAGAAUCUGUUUCUGGCCGCGCAUGCCAAUGGGCAACUGGUCGUCUACGACAAGGAAAAGGAUGACGCGUUCUUCACGCCGGAAAUGGAGGCAGGCACGGACGAGUCUAGGAAUGGCAGCACGUCCACGCGGAAAGCCAUGCACGUCCUGAAGUCGGUGAAUUCGAAGAACCAGAAGACCAAUCCGGUGGCGGUGUGGAAGGUGUCGAACCAACGAAUCAAUCAGUUUGCGUUCUCGCCAGACCACAGGCAUCUGGCCGUGGUUCUAGAGGACGGAACGUUACGGGUUAUCAAUUACUUGAAAGAGGAAGUAACAGACGUUUUCCCCAGCUACUACGGGGGGAUGAUCUGCGUCUGCUGGUCUCCAGACGGCAAAUACAUUGUCACUGGUGGCCAGGACGACCUGGUAUCGAUAUGGUCUCUCGCCGAGCGGAAGAUCGUUGCUCGAUGUCAGGGACACAACUCGUGGGUUUCGGCGGUUGCCUUUGACCCGUGGCGAUGUGACAAGCGAACAUAUCGAUUUGGCAGUGUUGGCGACGACUGCCGACUGCUUCUCUGGGAUUUCAACGUUGGGAUGCUGCACCGUCCGAAAGCGCUCCAAGCCAGCGCUCGACAACGGAACAGCGUCAUCGCAAGCACGCAUCACCCGAGUCGACACCGAACGGACAGUACGGGGGUACGCUCUGAUUCCGAUCGAACAGAAAGGGCAGACGAUUACGAGGAGGACACUGUGCGACACCCGGUAGAGCCGCGGAAGCUGACGGCGCUGUUGCCUCCGAUUAUGUCGAAAGUCGUUGGCGAAGACCCGAUAUGCUGGCUUGGAUUCCACGAGGAUUAUAUCCUGACUUCUUCUCUGGAAGGCCACAUCCGCACAUGGACACGACCACGCGAACCCGUCAACAACGAAAGCCGAGCAAACAUCUCUCUUUCGUCCGGUACAGCAGCCGGGUCCGGCACAGGCACAGGCUCAGGACAAGCAGAUUCUUCCACCUCGUGA